CGCCCAUCUUUGCUUGCAAUUGUAUCUUCAAGAGUGUAAAGACGCUAGGAUAUCGCGAAGCAUCGCAGAUUGUCGCACUCACAGUCUUCGAAAAGGAGCUCGUUUUGGCGGGCAUCUGACAUAGACGACCACUUAGGGGGCUAGAACAGCGGGAAGUCAGGAUGUUUGAGGCGAGGCUGACUCAGGGAGUGCUACUCCGCAAGCUCCUGGAUUCCAUGAAGGAUCUUGUGCAGGAUGCAAACUUUGACUGCAGCAGCACUGGCUUCGCCUUGCAAGCGAUGGAUUCGUCCCACGUCUCACUCAUCCACAUGCAGCUGCGUUCGGAUGGCUUCGACCACUUCCGAUGCGACCGGAACUUGAGCAUGGGCGUCAGCCUCAACAACAUGGCGAAGAUAUUGAAGUGCAUGGGCAACGACGAUGUCCUCACCAUGAAGGCGGAGGACCAGGGCGACAGCGUGACGUUCAUGUUUGAGAGCGCCAACCAGGAGCGCAUCAGCGACUUUGAGCUCAAGCUGAUGGACAUCGACAGCGAGCAGCUGGGCAUCCCCGACACCGACUACUCCGCCACCGUCAAAAUGCCCUCCGCCGAAUUCGCGCGCAUCUGCAAGGAUCUGUCGACGAUCGGCGAUACGGUGCUGAUAGCGGUGACCAAAGACGGCGUGCGAUUCUCGACCACCGGCGACAUCGGAUCCGCCAAUGUCACCGUCAGGUCUCACAGCAACGUUGACAAGCCGGAGGAGCAGGUGGUGAUUGACAUGCAGGAGCCGGUGGCGCUCACAUUUGCCCUGCGCUAUCUCAACUCCUUCGCCAAAGCAACGCCCCUCUCCAACCAGGUCAUGAUCUCCAUGUCCAAGGAGCUGCCCGUGGUCGUCCAGUACCGCAUCGAAGACAUGGGCCACAUCAGCUACUAUCUUGCCCCCAAGAUAGAGGACGAGGAGAUGGAAGGAGACGAGUGAGAUGAUAUGGAUGGCACAUCUGCUGUGAUCUUGAUUUAAUUGGAAUCCUACUGACAUUCCCGAAAGGUUGUAUCUACUAACAAGCUGCAGCAAUGCUUUGGAAGGGGGUCAGGCUAGAGGUCCAGCGGUGCACAGACAGCUGCAAUUUGUCUUGUGACGUUUGAAAAAUACCACAAUGUCAUUAUAAUAUAUCUUCCAGGUCAUAUACGACUGAGUUGAUAUAUAUCAAGGGAGGCAGGUUCUGGGAUCUUUUACAAUACUUGUGUCAGGCAUCUGCAGAACUGCAGAAGCGCCUUUAACAUUGAGAAUGGAUGAAAUGUAAGGGGCCCAAGGCACAAU
Coccomyxa subellipsoidea C-169 is the source of this 1295-nucleotide messenger RNA. RefSeq names its product proliferating cell nuclear antigen. The record is from RefSeq and is a predicted model, not a curated record. Gene Ontology annotation, molecular function: DNA polymerase processivity factor activity; DNA binding. Gene Ontology annotation, cellular component: PCNA complex. Gene Ontology annotation, biological process: translesion synthesis; mismatch repair; leading strand elongation. Lineage: Eukaryota; Viridiplantae; Chlorophyta; Trebouxiophyceae; Coccomyxaceae. Bases 162 to 956 code for a protein of 264 amino acids. The transcript has 8 exons.